Pichia membranifaciens NRRL Y-2026 is the source of this 1190-nucleotide messenger RNA. RefSeq lists its product as hypothetical. Bases 7 to 948 code for a protein of 313 amino acids. Gene Ontology annotation, cellular component: nucleolus; box C/D methylation guide snoRNP complex; small-subunit processome. The transcript has 2 exons. Gene Ontology annotation, molecular function: RNA binding; histone H2AQ104 methyltransferase activity; rRNA methyltransferase activity. Gene Ontology annotation, biological process: rRNA methylation; box C/D sno(s)RNA 3'-end processing. Lineage: Eukaryota; Fungi; Ascomycota; Pichiomycetes; Pichiales; Pichiaceae. The record is from RefSeq and is a predicted model, not a curated record.
ACAAUAAUGGCUUUCGUACAAAGAGGCGGCAGAGGCGGCUCCAGAGGUGGCCGUGGCGGAUCAUCUAGAGGCGGAUCAAGAGGAGGCUUCUCCAGAGGUGGUGGCAGAGGAGGUUUCUCCAGAGGUGGUGGCAGAGGCGCCCCAAGAGGUGGCGCCAGAGGCGGUAGAGGUGCACCAAGAGGCGGCAGAGGCGGUGCCAGAGGCGGCGCUAGCGGUGGUGCCAAGGUUGUGAUCGAACCCCACAGACACGACGGUGUCUACAUCGCCAGAGGCAAGGAGGACUUGCUUGUGACCAAGAACGUUGCGCCAGGAGAGUCAGUCUACGGUGAAAAGAGAGUCACUGUCGAGGAGCCUUCCAAAGACCCAAGCGUCCCAGCCACCAAGGUCGAGUACCGUGUCUGGAACCCUUUCAGAUCGAAGCUUGCUGCCGGUAUCAUGGGUGGUCUUGACCAGAUAUUCAUCAAGCCAGGCGCCAAGGUGCUCUACCUCGGUGCUGCGUCCGGUACCUCUGUGUCGCACGUCUCCGACAUUGUCGGCCCAGAAGGAUUGGUUUACGCCGUCGAGUUCUCUCACAGACCAGGUCGUGAGUUGAUCUCCAUGGCCAAGAAGAGACCAAACGUGAUUCCUAUCGUCGAGGACGCCAGACACCCUCAGAAGUACCGUAUGCUUGUCGGCAUGGUCGACGUCGUCUUUGCGGAUGUUGCGCAGCCUGAUCAAGCCAGAAUUAUCGCAUUAAACUCCCACAUGUUCUUGAAAGACGGCGGUGGAGUUGUCAUCUCCAUCAAGGCAAACUGUAUCGACUCCACCGUUGACGCAGAAACCGUUUUCGCCAGAGAAGUCCAGAAGAUGAGAGAAGAGAGAAUCAAGCCUUUAGAACAAUUGACCUUGGAACCUUACGAGAGAGACCAUUGUAUCGUCGUCGGUGUGUAUAAGAGAAGUGGUUUGUAAUUCCCCAAACACAGUUUCAUCUCGCUUGCUACUUACAACUAGACUACUUUCCUUUCCCUUUUUGUUCCCUCCCCCCUCCAUUUACUACUAAUUUCUUCUUCCUCUUCUAUAAAUAUACAUUACCCCCAUCUUUUUUAUAUCAAUAGUACGUUUGUUUCAUAUAGUAACUGCCCAUCCAUCCGUAGCUUCGUCAACCUCUUGCUUCCUAUCUCAUUGGGCAGCGAACAUGUUUCGAAACCGUG